GCUGCCCACAAAUAUUUUGAUACCGCGACGCGAAGAGAAACCCAAGAAAAUGCGACGCAGAACAGUGUCGGUAUAAAGUUAAACAGAAAAGCUCCAAGUCCAAAACUCUCGCGGCAGUUUGUCUAGUGAAAAGAGUGAAAAUUCCCAGUGAAGGAUAUUGUCUAGUAAAGAGAUAUAAAAUUGAGGAAAUUGAGAAAAUCUCGCUGAAAUGGAGCGACAGAAUUCGGCUGGAAAUUCCUUGGCGAUCCAAAGGCCAAACGUCCUUUCAUCCCUCUACAGUGUCCUCUUCAUCCUGAGCUCGCUUCUCGUGGGAUUUGCAGCCUUUCGAAACACCCUCACUUGGCAUCUUCAGCGCUUCUGGGGCGCCUCUGGAGACUUCUGGCAAUCGCAGUGGGACAAAUUCCUCGACAUAACAGGCGAGGAUGACUUCACGCUGUGGGUCGUGGGCAGCACGGCGCUCACGAUCUUCGUCUACUGGUUCUUCGGCGGCCUGUACACCAUCAUGGACUUGACGAACAAGCCGGCCGUGCUGCGGCGCUACAAGAUCCAGCCGGGCACGAACGAGCCCGUGGACAGGAAGAGACUCAUGGAAGUCAUCGUGACGGUGCUGAUCAACCAGUUCGUGGUGGGCAUUCCGAUGAAUCUCCUGGCGUACAAGGUGAUGACGUUCAGGGGAAUUGUGCCCAAUCGCGAGCUGCCCACGUUCCACUGGGUGCUGCUGGAGUUGGCCGUGUGCAUCCUGGUGGAGGAGAUUGGCUUCUACUACUCCCAUCGGCUGCUGCACAGCAAGCACAUCUACAAGUUCAUCCACAAGCAGCAUCACGAGUGGACAGCACCAAUCUCCGUCACGGCAGUCUAUUGCCAUCCGAUCGAGCACGUCUUCAGCAAUCUGCUGCCGCCCUUCCUGGGCGUGCUGAUCAUGGGCAGCCACGUGGCCACGGCCUGGCUCUGGUUCUCCCUGGCCAUCCUGUCCACCCUCAAUGCUCACUCCGGCUACCAUUUGCCCUUCUUUCCGAGCCCGGAAGCUCACGACUUCCACCAUCUCAAAUUCAACAACUGCUUCGGCGUCCUGGGCGUCCUGGAUCGUCUGCACGGCACAGAUUCUCUCUUCCGACACACCAAAGCCUACGCCAGGCACAUCAUGAUGCUGAGCUUCACGCCGCCACGCGAGGCUUUCCCGGAUUCACCCAAGAAGUCCAUGUAAUCAGACAACGCAGAAAAUGACACAGAGAUUUCUUGUGAUUAAGUAAAUAUUGUGAUAGCUAGAAGAUUAUACAGGAGAGGAAGAAAACAUAGGGACGAACGACACAUUCUUAUACUGGUCACGCGACACCCAAAAAGUCUUUAAACGUUUCUUUCGCUUGUGGGGCUUUUUUUUUCGAUGCACGAUGAAUAAAUUUGGUGCGUUUAAAUGUGAGAGCUUAA
This is a messenger RNA of Phlebotomus argentipes, 1425 nucleotides long. Its product is annotated as fatty acid hydroxylase domain-containing protein 2. Gene Ontology annotation, biological process: sterol biosynthetic process. The record is from RefSeq and is a predicted model, not a curated record. Lineage: Eukaryota; Metazoa; Arthropoda; Insecta; Diptera; Psychodidae. Bases 209 to 1204 code for a protein of 331 amino acids. The transcript has 5 exons. Gene Ontology annotation, molecular function: iron ion binding; C-4 methylsterol oxidase activity.